AUGAAAGACCAGAUCUGUAUUACCGUGUUUAGUUCUGAAUUAGGGAUGCCAAUUUCUGCCUCAGGAUUGUUCCUGAUGGUUUGGGCAGAACUCCGUAUCUCCAAAGACUUCUGUGUCCACAACGUGACUAACCAGUAACAGAGUAUGCUGAUAUGUUUCGGCUGGGGCAUUGUCAAAGUAGUACCUGUCAGUCCUACUAACACAUUUAAAUAGCCCCAAGAGCAAGGUAUUCUAAUAACCAGUAAAGUCCAUUUGUGAGUUAAUAUUGUUCUGUAUGUCCUCAUCAAAGUCCUCCUAAAAAUACCUCUACAUUACUGUGAGAUAAUUGAGUCCUAUUGUCCUAAACAUAACCACUCAGAAUAUCCUAUGACCGAUAAUAAUUAACACCAAAGCUUACCUUAAAGUGGGAGAGAAAAUACAUCCUUUUAUCAUCACACAUAGAGGGGAAUCUCUACUAAACAUUUUUCAAUAUUUAAUGUUAAAGCAUCUAAAAGUAUUUCAUUGUAGGAGAUAUAAGGAUAAAAAUACUUUUACACUCCAAAAUAUACCUAAUCCAUAUAAAAAAAUAUACCUCAAAACUAUAUACACUUAAGAAAUACCUAAACAAAGGGAGAGUAAAUAUCAGUUUCUAUGUGGAUUCAUAUGAUCACAUGGCAUCUAUACAUCAUCAGUGAGGAGCGCAAGACAUAAAAAUGCAAACUAAAAUACUACUUGCAUAUACCGGUGGUCCUCAUUUAGUGACCUACCUGUUUUACGACGGCUUGCACUUACGACCAGGCGUAAGUGCGAGAUGUCGUGGUGCACAUGUCUAUGUUCUGGGAAAUUUCCUCUAACAUAGACAAACACACGAGAGCAGGGAAUCCCUCUAAUCUAUGUUCGGAAAAUUUCCCCGAGCAUAGAUUAGAGGGAUUCCCUGCUCUGGUCAGUUCGUCUAUGUUUGGGGAAGUUUCCCCGACCAUAGACAGACGAACGCACCAGAGCAGGGAAUCCCCGAACUCCUCACUUACCGACCAAUUCGUUCUACGACCAUGUUGUAGGAACCUGGUCGGUAAGUGAGAAGUGUGAGUACUUUUUUCCUUUUGUUUUGAAGAACCUGCAGUGAUUGCAUGCACAAUUACACAUUGCAUCUAAAAUGUGGAAGCCUUACGUGACCUUUAACGUUGGCACUGGUUUCAUAAUGCUUAUUGUUAAUGAAUAUACCUAGCUAAUUGUGUGUAUGUUUAGCUUACCUCCUAUUUUGACACUUGGCCAAGUUAUAUUUAGCUUGAUAUGUUAAGGGUUAUUGCACAUUAACUUGUUCCCAGAUUGUUUGUCCUGUAAUGUUCUUUUUAACAAGCAUUGGGCAGCUGCAAGACCUUGGCUAAACAGCCAUGGUGUGUUUUGUUGGCUGUUUAUCUCAAAAUGUGUUUUAUUUUGCGUUGCAGUCAGCGUGUCAUCUAUUUAAUUUUUUUGAUAGUUUAUUUAGUAUGUGUAACAGAUCCCCUAAACUCUGACUGAGUAUAUCUGCUAUAAUUCUCCCAAGUCCCAAGUGAAGCAGUGAUUAUAGGUCUGACAUACCCAAACAUUAGCGUAGACUUGAUGAAGGGUACAGGAAGACUGACUUUAUUAUGGCUCAGUGAAUACAGUAAAACAUGCCCCUUAAUUUCUGUGUCAGAAUGACUAAGCAUAAAACAUAAAAAGGCCCCAAAACAUCAUAAAAAUAUAAACCCACAAAAUUUACAUCCUUAAAUUGCCCUGAUCUGAACGCCAAAGUUCUCCAAAAAGCGCUCAGAUCCAUGCAGUAUAGGGGAAAUCCCACCAUGUGAACGUUCUUAUCGGCUGCGCACAUGGUCCUAUGCCCAAAACAAUUACAGGGCGUUUGUUGCUUUGGACGGUCAACUUUUGGGAGCUCCUCUGGCCGCAAUACGGGGUGCUCUGCCUAGGUGUCGGCUAGCGUGCUUCCCCCUUGAUCUCAGACACCUUCCCUCCAAAAAGCGCACUCCUGACAGAUUUCAAAGUCAUUCAAAACUCCAGACCAAGUUGUCUGGGAGCCACACGGCUACCUAAUACCAAAAACAGUUCCAUAACUAUUGCGACGAAGUACGACUGAAGCCAAUUUGUGCCUUUCUUCAUGCUAAUGGCCACCAGGAUACUAGUGUUUGAUUCCAUUCGAAUGAAGGGAAAGUGCCAAACCAAGGGCACCCAGGGAAAGCUGCUAAUGGCGGCUGGGGAGAUUUAACUCCUGAACAGGGUCUUUGUAAGUGGCCCAUAGUCCUUGGGCAAGAGGCUAGCUAGCAGGCUCCUGCAGGAGUUUGUGGCAAACGUCCCGGGUAAGGAGCGUUUCACAGUAUCGAUUUAGAACAGCAUGACAGUGAAGCAUUGGUGCUGCGGGUGGGGGCUAUUGUUUUCACUGUGAAUGCUAUAUUAUUUUAAACAACAAAUUAUCAGAAACAGAUUUUUUUUUUUUUUUUUUUUUAAAUAUAUGGAAUGGAUCAACACUUUGUGAUUUUAGAAUCUGGACUGCUGGUUACUAUUAUAACUGAUAGUGUUGUUGUAAACCUGUUCGCAACCUCAGCCCUGGUCCUUAUUAGUUGAAGCACUUCAAAGUGUAACACACACACCACAGGUUUGUUAGAAACAUCGUUUUGCACUUUAAAGAAAGCACUGCAUGAAAAUCAGUCUUCCUGUUUUAUAUAAGCUAUCUAAUCUAUCUCACCAUGAUGAGACUUACCAUGAGGGUUAGACAAUGUGCUAACUUUUUUUGUUUGCUUACUUUCAAGUAUCAUCGAGCAGACCUAUACAACUGCAGAGUUUGUGAGCCAGUCUAUUGACAUAAAUGAACCUAUUGGAAAUCUCAAAAAGUUGCUGGAGCCCAGACUUCAGUGUUCACUUGACGCCCAUGAAAUCUGCCUUCAAGACAUCCAGGUAUGAGUCAUAAUUUGCUUUUGAAAUAUUUUUAUACCUAGAGUAUUCAAAAUAAUUUCUCAGGUUCCUUUAAUUAGCUCAUUAUGAAAGAAUAUUUAUAUGGUUUUAAAUGAUUUGGUAAAACUCAAACAUGUGAAGUAUAGUUAUUUUUUAACCUCUUUAGACCUGCCAGAGUAAAAGUUGCCCUGCGAUUGAAUAUAAUUGUGAAGACUGAAUUUGUAUAAUGGAAUGGAUUUAAAGCAACACUCGUUAUGAAUACAAACCUGUAUUCAUAACGUUAUCAUAUUCCCCUACCUAUAUAGAUGUCUACCUCCCUUUGCAGGGUUUUGAAAGGUAAGUUUACUUACCUUACAUUAGGGGUUCUUAAAAGGUAGAUCCCCACAUGUUGUAGAACUACAACUCCCAUGAUGAUUUGCAUGCGUUUAGAAUGACAACGCGUCAUGGAAGCUGUAGUUUUAAAACAUCUGGGGAUCUACCUUUUGGGCACCCCUGCCUUAGAUUUUCCAUGCGGCUGGUCGAUCUCCCUGGACGAGAUCAUCACAGUUGAUGAUCUCAGACAAUCUAGUGGGGGGCUAGUGCGCAUGUGCAGCAAAAUCCACUGUGAGGCUAGUGCGCAUUCCCAGCAAAACACAGAACCACUCAAAUUCUCUCUACGAGAGUCACUUGAUCUAUAAGUUUCGCUUUUAUAGCUGUGAAAGCGCCUCUAGUGAUGUCUUCCUUUUUGUCUGUAAAGACAUGUUAACCCAGCAAAAUGGCAAUGUAUUAAUUUUCAGGGUUAGAAUAACAGUGACAUGACACCCAGACUAUUCCAUUGAGGUGAAGUGGUCGGGGUUCCUAUAUGAGUCCCUUUUAAGUUUUACAAAGUAGAAAAAUGUAUGGUAACUCCAUAGAGGGCUAGUUUCAUCACACCAAUUGUUAAAUGUAAGGGGACUCUCGAAGCAUUAGAACUACUUUUUAACUUAAUUUAGAAACUUUGGUGUAUAGAUCAUGUCCCUGCAGUCUCACUACUCAAUUCUAUGCCAUUUUAACCUUCACUUGCUAUUACUCACACAGCCCCUACACACCAUGCAAAAGAGCUCAACCUUUUAAACUCCCUUUAUUGAACUGAUAAUGUGUUUAAAUUAUCUACUGUUAUGUUAAUUGCUUGCAUCAGCCUCCUGUGUCAUUAAAUGUCAAUUAGAUAAGCAGGAGAUGACCUCUAAACCCACUCUACUGUAAAAUUAAAAGAAAGAUUUUUCAUAGAAGCUGUGUGAGUCAAAACCAGGACUGCAUAAACAGUGAUUUAACUCCUAAAUGGCUAGAAAUUAGGAGUAUUCCUGACCCUGAUCUCGGCCAAUCACAAUGCUCUCCCAUAGGAAAGCAUUGAAUUGGCUUAGAUUGUCAAUUCUGAUUAUCGCAGCCAAGAAAGCAGGAUGGGGCAGAGCCAAACACCACCCUGGCCAGUCAUUAUCUCCUUAUAGAGAUGCCUUGAAUUAAUGCAUCUCUAUGAGGAAAGUUCCAUGUCUCCACGCAUAGGGUGGAAAUACUGAAUGUCAGUGCUGUGGCACUGCCCAGGAAGCACUCUAGUAGCCAUCUGAAGAGUGGCCACUGGAGGUGUCCCUAGACUGUAAUGUAAACACUGCCUUUUCUCUGAAAAGACUGUUAUUACUGCAAAAAGCCUGCAGGGACAUGCUGUACCAGCCAGAACAACUACAUUAAGCUGUAGUUGUUCUGGUGACUAUAGUCACUUUAACUCCAGCUCUAGUGGCUGUCUACCAGACUGUUGCGCAUGUGCAAUAGGUUUCCUUUGUAGUUGGAAUCAGGCAAAUGAUAGAAGUGGGGGUGGGGGGGGAGGGAGGUGACAAAGGGGUGCACUAUAGAUGUCAAAUUCCCUUGUAUAAAUACCCUGUUUUACAUAAAUAUAUACUUUUUAUGUUUUGCAGUUUUGUUUUCUGUGAUGGCUAUUAAACUUAAACAAAAUAACAAAUUGUACUUCGUGACCUGUGACUACCAAAUAUUAUUACUGAAAUAUUUGACAUAUGAUGUACACUGUAAAUUAGGACAAAUUUAAUUUUAUUUUGAAUUACUUUUCUUAAGCUGCACUUAUAAUGCACAAAUUAUUGACAAAACUGAAGUUUUUUUGUUUUUUAUUAUAGAGAAUUUUGUAACACCCUUUUUGUCCUUAAGAAAACAACAAAGCUUUUAAACAAACCAAAAUAAAUGCCAGCAAAAUUUUAAAAAGUAUGUUAUAAACGUUUAUAAAUGUAUUAUAAACUUGGUCAGAUUGCAUUGUUGGGCACACCACAUAGCUAGGAGGGUUUCUUCAGCCCCCACUUUUUCCCACCCACUAAUCCAGUCCAGACCAAUCCACUAAUAUAAAUAGGACACCAUUGUGUAGCAGCAGUAAAAUUCACAUUCUUCCUGCACUUACCAACACAACAGGGAGCGAUAAACCAGACACAGGAGCCUACUGUGCAUGAAUCACACUGAUCAAAUUCAACCUCUACUCCACCUAUCAGUAUUUUUUAACCCCUUAAGGACCAAACUUCUGGAAUAAAAGGGAAUCAUGACAGGUCAUGUGUCCUUAAGGGAACAGAAUUCAUAGGAAUAGGUAACUGGUUAGAUCAGUGUCCCCCUCAUAGAGUGGUUGUGGACAACAUGAGAGAAGCUUUUAAAUGACAGAGUUGUCUCAAUGUUAUACAAGUCCCUUUUUAGUACAAAACAAACAAACUGAAGCUUGGUUAUUACGGGCAUAUACAACUACUGCAAGACCUCAUCGUCUUCCUAGUGCAGGCUUUUUAAGGCUGUUCAGUCAUAGCCUUAUAGGUCAUUCAGAAGUCUUUGCAAGGCAAGUACUCUGGAUAGCUGCCUGCCUCUAGAGUUUAGCUCCACAGAGCCAAAUUACUGGUAUUAGUGUUGUGGUAAACCGUGUUCAGAUAAAUGGCUUAAAUAUUCUGUAUGCAACUUUUUUCUAUGACAUGUCAUUGUUUUUGAUUGUAUAUUAAGCUUUAUAUUUUUUGUUUUUAUUUGUUUUAAUAGCUUGAUCCUGAGCGAAGCUUAUUUGACCAAGGAGUAAAAACAGAUGGAUCAGUACAGUUAAGCGUGCAAGUAAUAUCCCAGCAAGGUUUGUACUCUGCCCCUAAAUAGUCUGAUACAUUCAGUAGUUAUAUUUUACUUGGUGGACAUGCAUUUGUUAGGGUCAUGACAAACUUAAAUAUCCUCCAAUUCCAAAUCCCUAAUUUUACUUUGCUUUAUCAUGUGAGAUAUCAGUCCAAAAGACCAUGGAAAGAUCUUGUAAAAAUUACUUGGCUACCUUUAAGUCCACUGUAAUCUAUGCAAUUGUGUUUGUGUUGUCUAUAAUGACAGAUCAGGGUUUGAAAGGAAAUGUAUCAGAAUAUCAGUGGGUGGGUUAUGAAGUUCAAAAAUCCUCUAACUUUUAUGAUCCAACACAAUACACUUUGUUGACUUUUUCUUUUCAGGACUAGAGCCAAAGUUAAAUAUAAUUGAAAUCGUAAAGCCAGUGGAGACUGUUGAGGUGGUGAUUGAUCCAGAUGCCCAUCAUGGUGCUGUUGAAGCCCAGUUGGUGGAGGAAUCACAUGUGAUAACCCUGGAUGGCACAAAACACAUAACAACCAUUUCAGAUGAAACAUCAGAACAAGUGACCCGGUGGGCAGCAGCAUUAGAAGGCUACAGAAAGGAACAAGAACGUUUAGGGAUACCAUACGGUAAAAUAGCUACACUGACUUCAAAACAUCCUCUCCCCUUACCUUUUCUCAGCUGAUUUAGAUUUUUUUUUAGUUCUAGUUGGUUCUUGUUCUAGUAACUGUGCAUUCUUAAAAGAGAAAUGAUAAAUAAGGGGAAGAUGAGCUUUUUUUAUACUGCAUUUCAAAGUAUUGAAUAAGAGACUACAAAAUAGCCUUCUUGUUUCUGAGCCUCACAAGCUCUUUUAGAAUGUUAUCAGCCACUGUGUUUGUGUUGCUCUCACUUAGUAAAGCUGCAGAGGUGGCUCUUCAGUACAGUAAUUUGAAACUCACUGUAUUAUCUCCAGAAUAGAAGUGUGAGGAUGUCAUUUUUGUAUUCAUUUAAUUAUUUAGUAUCAGUUGGCAUUGCUCUGUUUUCUUCUGUAAUGUAAUAUUUUGUUUUUCAGAUCCACUACAGUGGUCUACAGACCAAGUCCUUCACUGGGUCCUAUGGGUAAUGAAAGAGUUUUGCAUGACUGACAUAAAUUUGAAUGCUAUUGGUAUCCCUGGAAGAGACUUGUGUAAUCUUAGCCAAGAAGAUUUCUUCCAAAGAGUUCCCAGGGGGGAGAUUUUAUGGAGUCAUUUGGAGCUACUUAGAAAGUGUAAGAUACAGCUUUAAGAUUGUAAUACAUAUAUUAUGAAAAAUUAUUUGAUUAAAAAAUUUUUUUAUUUUAAUACAUUGCUUAAUAAAUGUGGUGCAGUUCGUGUGUAAACCUUUAACCAUUUAAAUUACUAAACCUAUAUUGCUGAUUUGCAGCAAUCACACUUAUUAUUUAAGGGACACUAUAGUCAACAGAACAACUACAGCUUGUUGCAUUUGUUCUGGUGACUAGAAUCAUUACCUUCAGGCUUUUUGCAAUAAACACUAUCUUUAAAAAAUAAUGCAGUGUUUACAUUACAGCCUAGUGAUAACAUCACUGGCCACUCUUCAGAUGGCUGCUAGAGAUGCUUCCUGAGGCAGUGCUGCACAGUGUCUCCACCCUAUGCAUGCAGACACUGAACUUUCCUCAUAUAGAUGCAUUGAUUCAAUAAAUCUCUAUAAGGAGAUGCAGAUUGGCCUGGGCUGUGUUUGUCUCUGCCCCGAUCUGCCUCUUUGACACUGAGCCAAUACAAUGGGAAAGCAUUGUGUUUGGCUCAGAGAAUUACUUUUGAUAAUGUCAGCCAGGCAGGUCAGGGGCAGAGACAGCAGCUGCAAACUUACUAAAGUAAGAUUUUACUAUACUUAUGGAGAUGGGGCGGGGGAUUUGACACUAUAUGGUCAGGAAUACAUGUUUGUGUUAUUGGCCCUAUUGUGUUCCUUUAAACAGAUGCAGAUACUCUGCACACUUUACAUUCUUUUUCUGUUGUACAUAACAUACAAACCUCAAUUUUCUGUUUGGCUUCUUUUCAUCAGAAAAAAAAAAUAUUUCAUGUUUGUUUUUAAGUAACUGUAAGGAAAAUAGUUAAAAAUACAUUGGUGAAUAGUUUUGGCAGUUUUAAUUUUCAUACAUGCCAGAACUUGCAUGUCUGAUAUAAGGAUAAUAGCUCUUGUGUAAUGUUAUUAAUAUUGUUAUUGUACAUAAAUUUAACCUCUUAAGGGACCAUUAUUUUUGGCACUUUUUAUAUGAGUUCAUUGUACCACAGUUAUAUCAUUUUUUUUAUUUUUAUUUUUCAAAGAGGAAAUAAGGCUUUCUUUUGACACUCCAUAAAGCCCUGCUGUCAUACAGUCCUUAUGGGGUUAAAAUGUAUUCCCAUUAGUCCUUUCUAGUGUCCUCUCCAAGUCAAUUUAUAUAGUUUAAUCUUUUAUUGUAAGGAAUGAUCUGACAAUAAAGGUUCUCUGAAAUAACCCAAGGACAUCAUCAUCCAUUAUUUGUUAUUAGGGAAUGCAGAAAAGGAGAUCUCCACAAGUUAUCUUUUAGAAGGUGAUCCUUUGUCUGCUGUGUAGAUGACACUAAGCUGAUGUAUAUACUCAUUUGUCAAUUAAGUGUGGUCAGAUGAAAGAUGAAUUUAAGUAAAUGGAAACAGAAAAAAUUACAUUUCACACUCCAAAAUAAGACUGCGUCGUUUUGAUAGAGUACAUUUUUUAAACAGUUGUUGGCAGCUGUUAGCUGUUUAUUGGGUGUGUGUGCAUAUAUAUUUUAUUUUUCACCUUUAAAUAUGUGGUUCUUUUCUAAAGUCACUCAGUAAUACAUGCAAAUUAAUUUGCUUCCAUGCGGCAGAUAUAUUUUGCUGACCUUUAUAAGCAUGCAUGUUAACCUGUCAAUAGAGAAAGUAUAGAAAAUGUUUGUAACUUUAAAUCUUAACUACUUAAAGAGCUAAAUGCGCACACUGACCAUUCUAUUACUAAAGACAAAUGCCUGUUUACAAAACUUUUUUUUUCCCCGCCCCCCAGAUGUUUUGGCUUCCCAAGAACAUGGAGGUGAAAUCGCUACAGUUACCAUCGAUCAACGUACGUUUGUUAACAUUGUCCUUGGUUUAUCAAGUUAGCAAAUGGAGGUAUAUAGAAUUAAUUUGGCAGGAAAUGCUGGUUCUACCAUUCAUUUUCACAUGAUUGGCUUUUGUAUUUCCACGAAACACGGUCUUCUUUAAAAUGCUUACUAGCACUGGUAGAACUUUAGUGUGUAAGUAUCGAGUCUCAACGUGGAUUUUAUGCUCGGUGAGCCAAGGUAGGCCACAUACACUUUCUCCUCCUAGAACAUGAAAUUUCAACUUUGUCUUUUAGAUUCAGGAUUUGUGACAGUUUCUUGAGGCUAGAAGUUAUUCCUCAGUGUUAAACUAGAGACAUUAUUGGAAUCUCUUUAAUAAUAAUGACUCUGUACUAUGCAUUUUUAGUUUUAUAUUUAAAGUUCUAAACUUUGCAUUUUAGUGUAAUUGCAUUGUUUGUUUUUAUUUUUGUCCUGUAAAGCUAGAGCGCAUUAGUGCACUUAUUAACAGCAGCCAACAAUCAUGAUUAUGCAGGGUUAAACCAUGCUUUAUGUAAACAAAAAUAUAUUUUGUAUGCCAGAAUUUUCUUUGUUUCUAUGUUUAUUCAUGAGAAGAUCAAUUUAACAAUGAAUGAAGUUAUUGAAUGAUGUAUAAUUGAAAAAAAUGGUAUGGGUUCACUGUAGUGAUUUACUUUUAAUUUAUUUUAAGUAUUUGCUGCCAGAUAUCUAGUGAAAGGUAGUAAUAUUGUAUAUGAUAUAUUUCAAAAUUAUUUCCUGCAGCUGUACAAAUUAUACCAGCAUCAAUCCAGCAAGCUACUCCCACAACUAUUAAAGUAAUAAAUAGUCAGCCUAAGGUUUCAAAAAUUCAGCGGGCGCCACGGAUUUCUGGAGAAGACAGAAGCUCACCUGGAAACCGGACAGGUAAAUUCCCCCCACAUCUCUGUGAUUACUAUAUUGCAUAAGCCUUACUUUGGGGAGGUUUAUAGGCUUGAAAUCUGUCUGCAUUUUUGGCAUGACUGGAUUGAUGUACAUCUUGGUUGGUAGCAGGGUGGGUUUAAUUCAAAGGAAACCUGUAAGCACAUCUCAAUGAACCCUUUAAUAGGUUGGUCACUCAUGUCUGGAGAGCAACUUAAAUUAAAGGUGUUUGUCUGUAGAUUAACAAAGGGAUUAAAGUUUUUUUCUGAUCUUUUUUGUAUGUUUACUACAUGACAUUUUUGCUGAGAAAGUAAGUGCAUGUUAUCUCUGUAAAAAACGGUUCAAAUAAUUCCUUAACAAUGUUAGGACAAAAUAGUACAUCCGAACAUAAUGGUGUGAGUAGGUUUAAAUCCCUACUCACACCAGGAGACACAGGUAUCAGUCACUAUGUGGGUCUCACUAUAGCACUUUAUUACCCCAAAUUUUAGGAUAAAGGAAUCCUGUGUCCUAUAUUCCCAAAAAUACUCUGUGUAUAAGUUUUCUUUUAUUUUUAGUGUAUGUUCUUUAAAAAAAUAAAUAAUUUAAGCAUUUUUUUCCCCCUCCAUUUUAUUUAUAGUCUUUGGGUACAUUUUGGUGUGAGAAUAAACAUUCUUACACUGUUUUUGUCUGGCAUUAAAAAUUCUACCUAAGGCUUUAUAGCAUUGCUCUUUUUCUUCAAAACAUCCUACCAUAAUAUUUUUUUGUUAGCUCAAAAAAACCUUAAAGGAAUACAAAAAUCUAUUCCAAACACUAUAGUAUUUUUGUUUCCUUUUUUGUACUAUAGGUGUGCAUUAAAAACCCUUUGAAUCAGUGCUUUCCUAUUGGGAAUUUGAGGCCGCCAGAUGUCCUCUUGCAAAGUGUAAGGACACCAACAUAGUUUUUACAUUACAAUACAGAGAUUGCUACAGUGUUUUGCAUUCAGGGUUAAGGGAACAGGGACAUUUCACCCAGACCACGUUAAUGGUUGUUUGAGUGCUUGUAUUGUCCAUUUAACUUGGUGCAAAUUUAAGUUUAGCUCAAGCAAUUUGCACUAUGGGACACUAGGUAGGUUUGCUAGAUUUCCUUUCAUUUUUUUUUUUUUUUUUUAAAAGGAAAUAAUGGGCAGAUCCAGCUCUGGCAGUUCCUCCUUGAGCUUCUCACUGAUAAAGAUGCAAGGGAUUGUAUUUCCUGGGUUGGAGAUGAAGGUGAAUUCAAAUUAAAUCAACCAGAGCUCGUGGCACAGAAAUGGGGACAGCGUAAAAAUAAACCCACCAUGAACUAUGAGAAGCUCAGCCGUGCUUUGCGGUAAGUUGUUUUUUUUUUUUUGGUUUUGUUUUUGUUUUUUUUUAUUUUAUUCGCUAUGGUAAAUAUGCAAAAAUGUUCAGAUGUGUAUUAUAGCUCCAUGGUUGGCAACAGUAAUUGAGCAUUCAUGUCGGACAAGUCUAAAGAAAUGUUGUCUCUUAUGCAAUUCUUUAAAUUUUUCUAGUAAUUAAACUACAUUCCCCAGGAAUAUUUUUCAAGAAUGAGUGCUCAGCUCAGACAUUUACAUUGUUAGUCAAGUGAGAUUUGACAGGAAAUCAAACUGAAAUUUAAAUUUGAAAUAGGUGUACUUGAUAAACUCCUGUCAGCUAUGCUUGUUUGAAAUUCACUUUGAAUUUCUGACUAUUCUCUCUUUAAUGAAUAACCUUUUUAAUCAUCCUUUUUAUUUGCAAAAAGGCAAAAUGUAUAACUGACCUAAACUAGCGUAUCCUAGCACUCUGCUGAAUGACAGGUUCUCCACAACACACAACCUUUAUUUAGCCUUCUAUAAUCUAUAUAAUAAUGAGCAUGCAAAAUGCAGAUCGUUAUUUAGGCCAAAGGUUCUGAAUCUACAAAUGUUCUUGGUACACAAAAAGUGUCCCUUUUUAGUUUUCACAAGAUUACAUAUUUACUCAAUAUUUUCUAUCCUGUUGAAGCAAAUUAUAGAAUUGCUAUAUAUAUUUUCCAGUCUGUAUUAUCAAGCUAGAUAUUUACAUGUAUUUCUUUCUUGUAGCUACUACUAUGAUGGGGACAUGAUCUGUAAAGUUCAAGGCAAGAGAUUUGUUUAUAAGUUUGUUUGCGACUUGAAGACUCUUAUUGGCUAUAGUGCAGCAGAACUGAGUAGGUUGGUUUCGGAAUGUGAACAGAAGAAAAUGGCAAAGAUGCAGAUACAUGGUCUUGGACAGCCAAUCACAGCCGUAGCGUUGGCUACUGCAUCACUCAAGGCAGAAAAUGACAACUAG
Molecule: messenger RNA, 12219 nt
Organism: Pelobates cultripes (western spadefoot toad)
Lineage: Eukaryota; Metazoa; Chordata; Amphibia; Anura; Pelobatidae
Source: the annotation of a GenBank genome assembly